Messenger RNA from Papilio machaon (common yellow swallowtail), 1866 nucleotides. RefSeq names its product aldehyde dehydrogenase, mitochondrial (gene Aldh). Lineage: Eukaryota; Metazoa; Arthropoda; Insecta; Lepidoptera; Papilionidae. The transcript is spliced from 9 exons. The record is from RefSeq and is a predicted model, not a curated record. Gene Ontology annotation, molecular function: aldehyde dehydrogenase (NAD+) activity. The coding region runs from base 108 to 1643 and encodes 511 amino acids.
GAUAUGGUAUAAACGACGUAAAUAAAAAACUUAAAAUCAGUUUGUUCGCGGCAAAGUGUGUGACGGGUGGUGUUAAGUGUAUCGAAAGAAAAAUAAAUCAAGCCAAUAUGCUACGAAACUUUACCAAAAUUUUACAAGUUCAAAAAGCAAAAUUGUCUGCCGCUGCUGCACCGGCGCCACAAACAAACCCAGAAAUAUUAUACACAGGGCUUUUCAUCAACAAUGAAUGGGUGAAAUCAUCAGAUGGUAAGACAUUCACAACAGAGAAUCCUGCAACAGAAAAGGUGAUAGCAGAAGUACAACAGGCAGGCAAAGCUGAUGUGGAUAAAGCUGUGAAAGCGGCUAAGGAUGCAUUCAAGUUGGGGUCUCCUUGGAGGCGGAUGGAUGCUUCAGAGAGAGGAUACCUGUUGAAUAGACUUGCCGAUCUUAUUGACAGAGACAAAGCUUAUAUAGCUAGUUUGGAGACACUUGACAACGGCAAACCGUAUACCGCGUCGUACUACGGUGACGUGACUGCCUCUGCCAACAAUUUGCGUUACUACGCCGGUUGGGCUGACAAGAACCAUGGAUAUGUGCUACCUACUGAUGGAAAUUACUUCGCUUACACACGACAUGAACCUGUGGGCGUGUGCGGUCAGAUCAUCCCAUGGAACUUCCCGCUGUUGAUGGCAUCAUGGAAACUGGGACCGGCGCUGGCCACUGGCAAUACCAUUAUCCUCAAGCCAGCGGAGCAGACACCGCUCACCGCGCUGUAUCUCGCUCAGCUCGUAAAGGAAGCUGGUUUCCCCGAGGGUGUGGUGAAUGUUCUGCCUGGUUUCGGAGAUGCCGGAGCUGCACUUGUACAGCAUCCUGAUGUCGACAAGAUUGCUUUCACUGGGUCUACUGAAGUGGGUAAAUCAAUCCAGCGUGGUGUAGCUGACACUAUCAAGAGAGUGACAUUAGAGUUAGGUGGAAAAUCUCCCAACAUAAUCCUAGCUGAUGCUGACCUGGAGUACGCGGUGGAGAAGGCGCAUAUGGCCGUGUUUUAUAACAUGGGACAAUGUUGCUGCGCUGGUUCACGUACAUUCGUCGAAGAGUCUAUAUACGAUAAAUUCGUCGAAAUGUCAGCGGAGCGCGCCAAAAAGCGGGUAGUCGGAGAUCCUUUCAAUCUAGCUACAGAACAGGGUCCUCAAGUUGACAAGGAACAGCACCAGCAAAUCCUAAAGCUAAUAGAAAGCGGGAAAAAUCAGGGCGCGAAGUUAGUCACUGGUGGCGGUCGUGCUGGUAGCGUCGGCCAUUUUAUACAACCGACUGUAUUCAGUGAUGUAAAAGAUGACAUGGAUAUUGCACGUUAUGAGAUCUUUGGACCUGUUCAGCAAAUUAUGAAAUUCUCCAAAAUGGAUGAACUGAUCCAACGCGCCAAUGACACACAUUAUGGUCUAGCUGCGGCCAUAUUCUCUAAGGAUUUGGACAAAACCAACUAUCUCAUACAGGGUUUGCGUGCGGGUACUAUCUGGGUGAAUGACUACAACGUAUUCGGUAACCAAGUACCUUUCGGAGGUUACAAGCAGUCAGGUCUCGGCAGAGAGAAUGGACCCUACGGCAUCAAAAACUACACAGAGGUCAAAGCUGUAGUCGUCAAGGUCACCGAGAAGAACUCAUAAAAAUUAAACAAUAAUAACUAUUAACAUUAUUGUGGUGCUUUUCUUAAUAAGAAGAGAGAUGUUUAUACUCAAUUCACACGGCAUUUAUUUUUAAAAAUAAGUCUUUACUGAAGUCCACAACAAAAAAACCUUAAGUAUUAUGUACAAUGUGUCUUCCUUGUUCAUAAGAAUAAGGUUGUAAUGAAGAUAAUGUUCACUUAGUGUAUUGUGAAAAAAUAUACGC